Molecule: messenger RNA, 2956 nt
Organism: Kogia breviceps (pygmy sperm whale)
Lineage: Eukaryota; Metazoa; Chordata; Mammalia; Artiodactyla; Physeteridae
Gene: ZNF784
Product: zinc finger protein 784
Source: RefSeq, a predicted model, not a curated record
CUAAGGACUUUUGCAAAUAAAUCCCAGUGUCACCAGUGUUGCUGUUUGCUGAAUAUCUUUCUGCAAACGGACUUUAAAAACCUUACAUUCAUAAACUUUGCCUCACUAGGUUAUCACGAGCCAUGCAGAGGAGGUGACCACAAAAACGUGUAACAUGAAAAGAGAACAAAGGUUAUUCAAUUCAGGUCAGCGUCAACUGACUGCCAGAGCUUAGUCAUAUAGGUUUAAAAGAGAAAUUCGAAUUAGUUCGCAGCCACCCAGUGCCCCGCGCAGGCUGUCUCCUGCGGGAACUGACAGGUAAUUAGGAAGAAAUUCAUCACUUUCUCCCCGGGGAGGAGGGAGACCCGGCUCCCGGGAAGCCCCGGCCCGUCCUCCAGUGCGCCUGCGCCGAGUCGCUGACGCCAGCCCAGGCCACGCCCCCUCCCGGAGCGACCGCUGGCCUCGGGGGCGGGGCCUGGGCACAAGAUGGCCGCUGCGCGCCCGGAGCCCCCGAGUCCGAGCUCAGCGGCCCCGGAGCCGAGAUCCCCGGAGCCUCCGGACCUGGUCCUGGUGCCGGAUGAUAGCCGCCCGGCCACCCCCCCGAGUGACCUCAUCGAGAUCCAGGUGGUGAAGGUGACGGACACCACGCUGGUACCUGAGCCCCCGGAGCCAGGUUCUCUCCACUGUGCCUUGUGCCCAGCCGUCUUCCGGCUGGUCUCCGAGCUGCUGUUCCACGAACACGGCCACCUGGCGGGGGCCGAGGGUGGCGGGCAGGGCGGGGGGGACCCAAGCCGGUGUCAUGUGUGUGGCCACAGCUGCCCAGGCCCCGCCAGCCUCCGUGCCCACUACAGCCUGCACACGGGAGAGCGGCCCUACCGCUGCCCGCUCUGUCCCCGGGCCUUCAAGGCCCUGGCACCUCUGCUGCGGCACCAGCGCCGACACGGGGGGGAGCCGGGCACCUCUCAAAGGCCUCCGGAGGCGGCGGCGGCUCAGGAACGGCGGCCCGGGGUGCCCCAGGAGAGGUCGGAGGUGGUGAUGGCUGCGGCGGCCGCAGGCGCGGCGGUGGGGAAGCCUUUCGCCUGCAGGUUCUGCGCGAAGCCGUUCCGCCGCUCCUCAGACAUGCGAGACCACGAGCGGGUGCACACGGGCGAGCGGCCCUACCACUGCGGCGUGUGCGGCAAGGGCUUCACCCAGUCCUCCGUGCUCAGCGGCCACGCCCGCAUCCACACCGGCGAGCGCCCCUUCCGCUGCGCCCUCUGCGAUCGCACUUUCAACAACUCCUCCAACUUCCGAAAGCAUCAGCGCACCCACUUCCACGGGCCGGGACCGGGGUUGGGAGACGCCGGAAGCCAGCUGGCAUCGGGGGCCGAGGGGUCGGGGAGUGGGUGUGGGGCAGGAAACACCCUGGAAGAGGGACGUGGGGAGACCGCCCAGGUGAAGGUGGAGGUGGACCAGUAGUCUGGGAGAGCGGGAACGUGGGAGGCCGGCGGCAGGUUGCAGGGGAGGGGUGGGGGGGGAAACGGAGGCAGGGGAGGCAGGGGAGAGGUUGGGGGAGAGGUGACGUGAGAGCCCACGGAGAUGGCAGCGAGCGAGCGGCCAGGGUGGGCGAGCGGAGGGAGAGGCGGGCUCAGGACGCUCGCCAACCACACGGCGCCUGCGUGAGAUUCGGAGGAAGGCACAGAGGCAGCCCCGUGGAUGCCCAGCGACAUGCAAGGGACACGGGCUCGAUGUCAUUGCCCCACUUGCCCCCCGAUGGGUUGUCCUUGCGCAAGACACAGCUUGCGGCAGCAGAGCUGAGCACCGCAGAGGGGGACCAGCAUGGAACCUUUUGCCUACCUCACUGGAUUGCACUGACCGUGGGAUGCCCGCCCGUCCUCAGGCAGAAGACGCCCACCGGGUCCUCCAUAAAGAGGAUGGGACCCCAUCACCUCAAAGCCAGAGGGUCCCCAAGUCAUAGCCAGGAGCGCUCAAGUCGCAAGGGUGGAAGCCUGACCGUAAGAAUCUUGACUGCGGGAGCUGCUAGCGCUGCUCCCAUGUGAUCCCUCUUUAAGCCACCCAGACUCCUCUUCCAAGGCAACUGAAAACCCAGACCACGAACAGUCACCUAACAGUUUCCCCCUCCUAAAGCUUCAGGCUCAGAGCCCAUGGUCCCCCAGGUCUACAAAGUAGCCUCAAGUUUCUCUAACUACCUUCACUCCCAACUUGAAGCAAACGGCUUACAGCCUGGUCCCAAGCUAUGCCAAGGAAUGGUUGGUGGGUGGCUGUGUGGUGGCCUGGCUGGGGUCUGGCGGGUGGGGAACAGGAGGUGGGUCACUGGGGGGUUGGGCAGAGGAGGAGCUGCAGGUGGGAAGCCUCCAGCUCUAUUCCCAUUAAAGGACUUUAUGAAGGGCUUUCUCUAUGUUGGUCUUGUGUUCCAGGGCUGGGGGUAGAAGGGCCGCACCGUGGUCCUGGCCCCAGCAGUGAGUUGCAACUCUCUCCAAACCUCUGUUUCCUCAUCUUCAGAAUGGGGCGGACGGCGUCUGGCCAUUCAGAGAAGCUAUGUCAUUCAGCUCUGGGAUUGGGGGGUCAGGGAAGUUUGGAAAAACGAAGGGACUCCUGUGUCAGGAUACCAAAGAAGGGAGAGCCCUGGAUUUGCACCCCUUCCUGUUCACCCAGCACCCCCGUAAGCCGUCCCACAGACAACUCAUAAGGAGAGCAGAAUUCAGUCUUUACCAAGGAAACACCCAUGUCUCCCAUCACUGGCAUCGUCACCCAAGCUAGAAGCCUUGGCAGGUUCCUUGAGUCUUUUUCAUCCUUCGUCCAUUUAUCUGACUCCCUAUCAAUUUCCCGCUGUUGAGCCAAAUAUCUUUGGAAUCUGAACGCUUCUUUUCAUCAUCGCUCCCCCUGUAGACCAAGCCAACCGUGGUCUCACGCGUCCACGCCCUGCCCUCUUCGCUCUCCGUUCUGUGGCCACGUGGAUCCGUCCUUCCAAAACUCA